Plasmodium vivax (malaria parasite P. vivax) is the source of this 1392-nucleotide messenger RNA. Its product is annotated as variable surface protein Vir18-like. Bases 1 to 1392 code for a protein of 463 amino acids. The record is from RefSeq and is a predicted model, not a curated record. The transcript is spliced from 2 exons. NCBI's taxonomy places the organism in Eukaryota, Apicomplexa, Aconoidasida, Haemosporida, Plasmodiidae.
AUGGCACAUUGGAAUSAACAAUAUAGAAAUGUCUUGUGGAGGUAUCAACAAUUUAAUGAUAAUAGAUGCAUAACUGACUUUGACCCUAAGGUUUUCUGUAAAGAAUGCGUUAUAAUAAAGGAUAGCAUAAUUGGAAAAGAUACAGGAUUUAAGAAAUGUUCCGCUGGUGGAUCCAAAAAACUUAAUUUAAUUGAAGACAACAGUGAUAUACAGCGUUUUAUAGGCGAAUGCACCACAUUUCAUGAAUGUGUCCGUAAGCGUUCUGCUCAUAAUAGACCAGUUCCAUUAAAAAGUACAAACACAGGUCUAUGUGAAAAAAAUGAUCGUUGUAAUAAUGGAAACUCCCGCACAAGGGGGGUGGGUAGAAAAGAACAACAAGGAUUAGAUACAGAAACGUCUAGAACGGGAAGUUCACGAACGCAAAAACCACAAUCUACAGGAGCACAACAGGUUGAAGGAAAGGAUUCAAAACAAGAAACCAUAGUUUCACAAACACGAACGAUCGCAAAUACGCUACCUAAUCCUGUUACAACUCAACAUGGAGGAUCUGAAUCUGUAAAGAACCAUCAGCAUAUUACAUCUGAACAAGUAGAGACUUCGACACAACCAUCAACUACUUCAGGCCAUAAAUCAACUAAAGACGUAGAUAGCCAUGCACUAUCACCUCCUCCACUAAGCAGAUCCGAUCAGAAAUCUGAUUCAGAUAUUCCUUUAGAACAAAGUCAUACAGAUAUAGAUCCUAUUCAAAAGAAUUCAACUGAUGAUCAACCAGAUGGUAAUUCCCCUGGUGAGCGAGAUACCGCUGCACAGAUCGAUGUAAAGCAAGAUAUUGCUCACCAGGCCGGUGUUACAGAAACUCCUGAUUCUGCAGUUCAUGCUGAUAAAGUUUUUGUUCAAAAAGAUCUUAGUGGAUCAAAUGUUGAUCGUUUAAAACCUGCUAGUACAGACACUGGUAAUGUAGCUGCUAGUCAUGUACAUAAUAAUAGGAGACAUUUAGGUAAUGUAGUAAUUGAUGGUGAGACUUUUGAUAAAGUUUACGGUGAAGCUGUUGUUCAUGAUCAUCCAGGUACUAGAAGUCCAGAGAUUAAAGAUUCAGUUACUGAAAGAUCUAAUGAUUCAGAUACUAUUCAUGGCAUUACUAGUGAUGGAGGGGGUGACCAUACUGAGGUUUCUAAUGUUAAUAAUGCUGGUAGUGAAACUCAAAGCAAUGCAAGUUCAUGUAUUGGAAAUCCUUGUAGUAAUGAACAAAGCACUGAAAUAAACUCUCAUAAUAGUGAAACACUAGGUAUGUUUAAUCACAUUUCAAAAAUACUACUAGAAAAUCAAGGACAUAUGAUAAAUGCUUCAAUACCCAUGGGAAUUGUUCUGUUAUUGAACUUCUUUUUAAAGUAA